Acanthaster planci (crown-of-thorns starfish) is the source of this 11603-nucleotide messenger RNA. RefSeq lists its product as uncharacterized. Lineage: Eukaryota; Metazoa; Echinodermata; Asteroidea; Valvatida; Acanthasteridae. Gene Ontology annotation, biological process: actin cytoskeleton organization. The record is from RefSeq and is a predicted model, not a curated record. Gene Ontology annotation, molecular function: actin binding; small GTPase binding.
GCCGCUUCCUCUGGGGUGUCUGCAAGAUCCCGAGCAACGAGAAGAUUGUUUCUCGUUCAGGGAGGCGAUGGCUAGUCGCCAAUGGUCAUUUGUCUUUCAUGGACUCCAUCCUGCGUCUGUUUUCUUUGGCCUACUGAGGCCGGCUUUGUAUCACAAGGAGUUGGACUUCCACCUCACAAAGGAUGUGGAAAUGCGCAAUCAAGCUAAGCAAGCAAACUUCCGAUACUCCAAGGAUUAUUUUUAGUGGCGUCAUGAGAGUAUAACUACUCAUGCUUCUGCGGUCAAGUUCACUCCACCUUCCAAGGUCUCCAGUACAGCAGUUCUCUACGGCUUUGUGUAACAAGAUGGGAAAGACCUGGAACCGGUCGAGAGUGCCGAAUGCAGAAAUUUCAAGCUGUUCAAAGAAAUAGAACCAUAAGCACAUGUGGCAUCCUGAUUAUGGUUUCGGUGCUCACCGCAUUCCAGCAUAGCAGUGAAUAAAAACCUCAGGAAAUGGAGCAAGACGAUCAUGGAUGAGAGCGCGAGCUGUUAUUGUCGUCCAAGAUGUUGAAAUCUAGGUGCACUGAACGUGUGUUGAAGUGAAUUCGAAACAGGAUCGUCUGUAGCACUGGCAAUGAUGAAGAGACUAUGCCCCAGCGUGAGCCUGAUGGAAAUGCAUCUGGGCCCUGCAGAGGACGAGAGGAUCCUCUAAUCCCUCAGUACCCAACCCUCUCAAGACACCAGGCUGACCAGACAGGAGCCCUGGGCGUAAGAGCAGUUGCCUACCAGCCCGCGGCUGUUUUGCCCACAUUGACAAGCCCACCGCGCUGUGAUGGUUAAGUGGACCGGGACUGAACUGCCAAAUGCCCGUCCUGAUCCUUCAGAUCGGAUCGCUGCGGCUUCGUCGGGUCGUACGUCUGUGAGCCUUCCGUAUCGAUACUGUGAGUGCUUUAAAGGAUUUCCUCGUCAGUUUUGGAGUCAUCCGGGCUACGGGUGUUAUCGGGACCAUUGUUGCAGUUUGCUAAAGAAUUCAACGACCUGUUACAGAAGGACAUGAAAAAUGCUCAAGUGGAGGUCCAAGCUUAUGUAUCACCGAGACUAUCCGUUGCUUUGAAAAUGACAGCAUGGCGGGAUACACAUGGUGAUUUACUCCCCGACCGUUGCUACAUGGAUACCAGAUUUCAAAUGAUUAUCUUUUGAUCAGAAUGUGUGAAUCCACGCCAACAUCGCCAGAUUUAGAGCGCAAGCAACGGACAGAUUUUGGCGGACCAAUUGAGAAUCCUGAUGUGCGACGACGCAGCGGGAGCGUCCACCGGCGAUGGACUCGACUGCUGCAGCAGUCACGGCGUAGAUCUUACCACGCCACCAGGAGAACCCAACCCGAGGGAACAAUAGGCGUGGCGCCCCCUUCAGAAACCGAUGGACCGGAACAGUACGUGCGCCUCUUGCACAUUGCACCCUUCGUGCAAAGUUUCACCUGGCUCAAAAAGAGACUAACGCAGUGCGACUCGCGAUGGAUGCUGGACUUUUUGGAACUUAAUCGGGGCCUGGAAGUUCUGUUUGUGGCGCUGGCCAGACUAAGCCAGCCGACCACCUUGAGUAUCGCCCACGCUUACGCCCAGGUCGAAGUUGUGGCCUGCUUCAAAGCCGUGAUGAACAGCCAAGAUGGCUUGGACUAUAUCAUCGAGGAUCAGGAAUUCACUCGCAAGUUGGCAACAGCGUUGGACACGGACAAUGCCACCGUGAAGAAACAAGUUUUCGAGCUCCUCUCCGCUUUAUGCAUGUACAAUGCGGAGGGGUACAAUAGGGCUAUCGAUGCACUAGACCAUUACAAGAAACUGAAAAAAAAGAGGUUUCGGUUCAGUCUGAUCUUGGAGGAGCUCAACAGGUCGGAGGUUACAUCAUAUCAGACGGCGUUGGUGGCGUUCAUCAACUGCGUACUUUUUGCAACGGAAAACCUGCCAGACAGGAUAAGCCUACGCAGUGAACUUAUUGGUCUGAAACUACUGGAUGUUUUGACCUCGCUUAGGAAAGCCGAGCUGGAAGAUGAAGAUCUCAUUGUGCAGUUGGACGUCUUUGAUCAGAACAAAGUGAGCGAUGAAGAGCAAUUUACUGGACCCCAAGAUGUUGAUCUUAAUAAUCCCGUGGAUGUGUUCAAUGCGGUAUACAAACAGGUGUGCGAUACACCCCACGUAACUCCGUUCCUGACCAUCCUGCAGCAUUUGCUACGGAUCGAGCCCCGCGAUACCAUCAGCGACACCGUGUGGGACGCCGCCGAGAAGCUGGUCCACAAGGCCGUGCUCCUGGAGAACAAAGCCCAACGGGAACGGCUGCUGAAACUGGGCGAUCGAGACCUAGCCAAGGCCGUGGCCUCAUACAAGGACAAGUUUAAGAGUGGCGCCUCAUCAGCCGAGCCGAGUGAGGCACGGAAUGAACAGGGGACUCCAUCCGAUCAACCAGCUGGAGGUGCCAGGGAUAACAUGCCCCCGUUGGAAAACCGGAAGAGGACAACUGGAGAGAAUGAGAGAAUGUCUGGGAGUACAGCAGAGGAAAGUGCAAUAAGCUCAUCGGGCACAAUGGGAAUAAAUAAGGAGACCCAACCUCCUGAAUGCAGAAUCGAAGGAGGCGAUGAGGACUCUGAGAUUAUGAAAACCUCACAUAGUGUGCCAUCACCUGGACCCUCAAUGCCACCUGUGCCUCCACCACCUCCCCCAGGGGCUGCUCCACCCCCACCCCCACCACCAGGGGGAGGUCCCCCACCCCCACCGCCACCCCCGGGUGGGAUGCCACCUCCCCCACCUCUGCCUGGAGGGGUGCUUCAGAGGGCCACGCCCCAUGCUCAGACAAUCCCGAGUUCGACAGCCAUUCCCACGGUGAAACCCAAGAUGAAAAUGAAAACAUUGAACUGGAGUAAACUACCACCGCACAAAGUGAUGAGCGGUAACAGCAUAUGGGCGAAAGUUCAUAUGAUCCAGAAUGGUUUCAGUGCCGACUGGGAGACAAUGGAGGAAUUGUUCUGUCAGCAGAAUGUGGCCAAAAAGACCCAGAUUGACGGCAAUGAGGACAAAUCCCAGAAGAAAAAGAAAGAAUCGGUGGAAAUGAUAAAUCUUCUUGAUAGCAGGCGAAGUCUUAAUGUCAACAUCUUCCUGAAACAGUUCAAGAGCACCAAUGAAGUCAUUGUGCGGCUUAUUCAACAAGGCAAAAGCGAGGCCAUUGGGGCUGAAAAACUGAAGAGUCUCAUCAAAGUCCUUCCGGAAUCUGAAGAGGUUGAAAUGCUAAACUCCUUUGAUGGCAACAGGUCUAGGCUAGCACCAGCAGAGCAAUUCUAUCUGAUGCUCAUGAACAUUCCAUUUUACAAGUUGCGGGUGGAAAGUAUGCUGUUGAAGGAGGAAUUUGCUUCCAACAUGGACUACCUAAUCCCUUCCAUUGGUUGCAUCAUCGAGGCUUGUCAAGAAAUCCUUUCGUCAUCUUCCCUGCGAGAGAUUCUACAUCUUGUACUUCUCACUGGAAAUUUUCUCAAUGCAGGUGGCUAUGCUGGGAAUGCCAUCGGCUUUAAAAUCUCCUCACUGCUGAAAUUAGUGGAGACAAGAGCCAACAAACCGCGGAUGAAUCUCAUGCACUACGUAGCCUCACAAGCUGAGCAUAAGAAUUUACUGAACUUCCCAGAGGAGUUGACGCAUUUGGAGGAGGCUUCAAGGUUCUCAGUGGACCAACUUUUAACAGACAUCAAAGUUCUAGAAGAAAAAGUCAACGUCACCGCUGCACAGAUCGGGGAAGCAGAUGAAACUAUCUCAGCAUUCAAGACACAAGUUGAGGCCUUCCUGAAGACGGCCGAAGAUGAUAUCACGGAGGUGCGGCAGAUGCUGGCCUUUGUUGAAAAGAAGAGAAUCGAAAUUGCAGAGUAUUUCUGCGAGGAUACCAACACCUUCAAACUGGAGGAGUGCAUCAUCACCUUCAAGAUUUUCUGUGAGAAGUUCAAGAAAGCUGUAGCAGAAAAUGAAACGCGGCGAAUGCAGGAAAUUAAGAUGGAACAGAGAAGACAACGUAGUGAAGAUCAAAAAUCCCAGCGCCGGAAGGAUGGCAAGGCAAAGACUCCACGAAGCCAAAGCCUACCUGGUGGGAAAGAAACCAGUUCCAUUGUGGAUAAGUUACUGGGGAGAAUCAAGGGCGGUUUCUCCCAUCCAAAGACCAAGCCUGACGUGGACAGCAGUCAGCCCCAGUCCCCAUGUCCCGAAGACGAUCAACCGGCAGUGAUCACCAGGAGCACCCCAAUUAGAAGAUCUAAGCAGAAAUUUGAACAGAACCUGAAUGCCAUUUCAGAGAAUGCUGCUGAGUCAAUCAACCAGACAUCUGAUGGGACGCUCCAUGCUGACAACAGGCAAAGCACAUUUGGAGAGGAUGCACCUGAUAACCCUGUGAUUGUGAGACGUCAGAGAUCACAAGCAGCAGGUCCUCGUCCCCUGUCUGCGGACGAUGACUCUCUGUUCGACAUGCUAGUCCAGGGUAAUGAUGAUGAUGCUCUGGCACAAUUUGAGAACUUCAAAAAAGACGGCAGUUUGCGACGGAGUGGAAGGCGAACAAAGAAAAACAACCUGGAUUUUAUAGCCAGCGACUCGCGUGAGCGACAGGACUCACCCAGCCAAUCACCAACGCUGGCUAGACGAAACAAGCUGAAUGUUGAACAGACAGAAAUUGCCGAGUCAUACAAGCCGAGCACUCCAUCUCACUCCCUUAGUAAAGAAAAAGAGCGGAUUCGAGAACUCAUGCGAGGAGAUGAUGCCAGAAAUCCAACAGAACCUUUUAAAUUAAACCGCCGAACCCGUAGUGAAAUAUCAACAUCAGACAUUGACCAUGUACUUCAGAGCACUCCUGUCAAACAGAGUUCUGACAGUGCAAGUGCAGAAAUUAGGAAGGACCGUAUUGCUAAAUACAGCAACGUUGUGGAUUCAGCCUCAGCUGAGCACCAGGCCAGUCCAAUAGCUGAGAGCUCUACAGCACCAUCUGAACAAAUUUCAACAUUACAACGCGAAAUGCCCAAGCCGAGAGCUGUGACAAGCUCCAGAGUAUCGACAGAGGGUGCCCCACCACGCAGACGACCUCUCCGCCGAAGCCAAAGUGAGUUCAGUGUCGAGGAUGUGAGGAAAGCGGCACAAGGGUUGAGGGAAGCUGCUGCACGUGAAAGCGAGAAUGGGUCUCCCACAACCACCUUGUCGCAGGAUGAAACUGAUGGAGGCAGUUCGGUCGAAGAAAAGACACCCACUUGGCAAAGCAAAGUCCAGGCAGUGGAUGUCGAAGCAGCUCUUGAUACUGUUGAGUCACAGUUGUCAUCCCGGGAGAAGAAUCGUUCCAGGGAUGAUGACACAUCUGAUGUAGACAGGAUGCAAAAGCAGCGAUAUUCCAGGUGGAGAACAGGUAGCUUUAAGUGGGACACUCCUAAAAACAAAGAGGAGCGAACAGAUAAAAGACGAGCUUCCAGUCUUUAUGAAGAUCACGAAAGCACUGUUUUCUUGGAUAGACCCAUUGAAGCAGGGUUAGCCAAAGGGUUGGAAUCUUAUGCCGAGUCUUAUAGCCUGAAAAUCCGCCAGGAGCGCCGGACGAUUGAAAAAAUAAUGGCUGGUGUCGAGGACAGCGAUGAUGACCCAAGCUCUCCAAGGAAAAUAUCAUCAGACUUGUCAAGGAUGAAAGGUUUAGAAGCCCUUCGAGCAAAAUUCAGGCAGAAACAGGCAUUGGCUGAAGCGUUCAAUGAAGAGGAAACUUGGGCUUCGAUCGAUCGAAAACAAGUCGAAAUUCGGCGAGACCUGCUUGACAUCAGAACCUCAACAGAAGUCCAAGAUGAUCUGGAGGUUGAGGACAUUGAAACAGCGAGCAGUCAAGAAGUAGCAUCCCAAGAGACUAAAGUGACGGUAUCUUCGGUGGAAACCCAUGCCACUGAGACAGUGUACAAAAUAACAGAUGAUGACGUUUACGUUCUUAAAGACAAGCCUCCGGCACGUACCGCAUCUGAGGCACUCGCCGAGAAAAAAUCAAGAUAUCCUGGGACAGCCAAGAACAUUAAUGGGGAUUCAAUCCAAACGAAAAGUGAUGAGAAUGCCAAUGAAAUUCCAUCCUCAACAUCUUCCACAUCCCCUAAAAAACCCUCAGCCAAAAGUGGUAGUGUUAAAAAAGCUACUCCACUGACUCGCCCCACUGCUAUGACAAAUACGGGCAAGAUAACCCCGAGACUGACAAACACAGCAUCAAGGGUGUCACCGGGGAAAAACACAUCAGUGAGAGCUCAUGUCAGUGAGUCGUUGCCAAGAUCGAGUCCUCGAGUAAGGAAAAACUCUCGUAAUCUACCAGUAAAGUCACCAUUAGCUCAGUCAUCCUCAGCAUCCAAAAGUUUGCAAAGAGGUAGAAGUGCUGAGUCCCUCCCAAUGUCAGAAACUUCAGAGACCCGACACAGGCGCGAGUCUUCUCACAGCAACUCUUCCUCAGUGUCAACUGCGAGCAACUCAUCCCUAAGAUCCUCAGGGUAUGGCAGAAACCUGCACUCACCAAGAGGUACCAAAUCAUUGACGACACGCGUCAGCAGAUCGAAUUCCACAACGUCGUCAUGCAGUACGGACUCUCGACAAGAGCGUAAACCUCGGUCCUCCAGUGUGAGGUCCACCAACUCAACCAGUAGCGUCAAAAGCACUGGUUCCAGGACGACACCAUCGACGACUAAACCUGUGAAUUGUGGCAGCUCUUCAGCGAGAUCAACUGUUACAAGGGCUGGGCCCUUUGUCCGUUCAGCACCUGAGCGGCGCACACUCCCGUUUGCAAACAAAAACCCUUCUAAUAGGCCUACUGAAAUGAGAUCAUCAGGUCGUUUAUCACCUAGCAAAGCAGUAACUGGAAUUGACUCCAAACCAAACAUGGGCAGUAAAACAGUAACAGACAAUAAAAGACCAACUUCCAGCACUCCUUCACCUAAGCCUGCUGGCCGUUCAAAACUAAACACAUCCGCCUCGUCAGUUACACCAAGGGGAUCCUCUGUUAAAAAAUCAAAUAGCUUCCAAUCACAGUCGGCGACAAGAAAACCCGUCAGUUCGCCGUCUAAAACUCUUCCAUCUGCCAGCAGCAGAGUGGGAGCCCAGUCACCAAGAUCGGCACAGGCGGCAUCAGUGACAAAAAGCCCAUUGAAAAUGGGCAGUGCCACAUUUGGCCUGAGUGAGCUGGAACCAGCCUCCUCAACCACAGCACCGAGUGGGAUGCAAGGCUCAAAGUUACAUUCCAGCAUCUCUGCGACUCAGGCAUCAUUGGAUACUUCUGAGAAUACCGUGCAAGCAGUGGAUGCCACCGUGGUUUCAGUAAGUUUAGAUGAACAAGCCAACGACAGAGGCAGUGAGGCUCAAAGCGUGAGCUUUUUCUCCUUAGGGGAAGUGUCCCAAGAUGGCACAUCGGCCCAGGAGGAGAACAGCUCAGCAAGCAACGAGAACAGACACGUGCCCCGCAUGUCAUCCUUGUAUUCCCAUCUCAAACCAGUCCCUGCAUCAGUCUCAGAAGACUCAGCGGAUGAGUCAGACUCUAGUAGCAGGUUGAGUCGUGGAAAAUCUACGGCCUCCCUCCCACCGGAAAUCCGAAAGCGUGGACCAGUAGACAGUGACCAUGUCAAGAAAUCAAGUAAAGGAAAACUGAGUCAGGUAAUUCACAAACUUAGACGGAAGGGGGAGAAGGGCGGGGACUCGUCACAUGACGCUGGAACAGACGGCAACACUCCAUCUCUCAGUGAAGUGCCAAGUUCCUCAGCAAAAGUGAAAAGGACAGCCUCCUUGGGGAGGAAAGCCUCCCAGCCUAAAGCGCCCUCUACCAAAGGGAGAAAUGGCAGCAGUACAAGUAAGAAACCAGUUUUCAGAUAGAACAUGAAAGUGAAUGUUGUGGUGAUGAUAAGUCUGAAAUCAUUUCAGAGUUUCUGUCAGCAACUGUGUUCAAGAGAGAUGGCCUACUUGUAGAAGAUAGAUAGAUACGCAUUUUUGUCGUAAGAUGUCUACUUUUUAAGGGGGGGUAAUUACUUGAAAAACUCUGAAGGAAGUAUUAACCUCCAGGUCCUUUGUUUCUCGAAUUUCACUUUCUCGAGCAGUUCUGUGAGGGUGAUUUUUCCCACGCCCUGAGUUUCUGUUUUAAAUCCAUCUUCAAAUCCAAGUGUAAUUUGGGAUAGAAUAUUUUUGAACGUGCAGUGCUGGUGGAGACAAAAAGGAAAUCACCAUUUAGCAUUUCUGCAGUCUUUACGUGACACAGUGUGUAGAACUUUCUCCGUUGAAUUCUAAUCACCAAGGAUUGAGUUUACAGGUUUGUUGGAAUCUUCUGUCGUCAACUUCUGACUGAGAGAGCUUCCGCCAGAAGCACUAGAAGAGUUUAUGAAUAGGGAAAUACUAUAAAUAUUACCUCAAUAAGCAGAAUGGGCGUGUUAAAGCAAUAAAGAGUAUGGUUUGGGGCGACAGAGUGAACGGUGAACUUACUUCAUUUUAGUUGCUCCUGAAAUUCAGAUUUUUUUAUUUCUUCAACAAGUACUUUUUUUGCAUCUUUCAUAUUAAAAGACUCACUGAACUUGGUUGAGACGCGCUAAACUGCAGAUUUGUCUGUCUUUGAAUGCAUAAUGGAUGUUUGCCAGCACGCUCAGAUCACUAACAACGUGAAGUUAUUUGUGUUUGCCAGACCAGAAAACUUACAGUGCCUUCUGUCCUUGAAAAUAUAAAAGUGGAGGAACAUGUCUCGGCAGAACUUGAACAUUAAGUGAGGACAUCAGACUCCGGUUUCUUUAAACGAGAUUUUCGAAUUCAUUGCAUUAUAAUUUGCGCCAUUGCUUGUACACGCAUGUUUUCUUUGACUGUCUAAAAUACACUGUAAAAUACAGUGUCUGUAAAAUACAACUAUGUUUCAGCUAUUAUUUAAGGUAAUAUUACUUAUCUGCAAAAAUUUUGUAGUAUUCGUUAGUUUUGUAGCCUGUUAGCAUGAAAAUGCACGCAGUCCAGAUAUUUUCUAUACAAAAACGUUCGAUCUAAAUUAUACACCGUAAAACGGUGUCUAUGAUAAAAAGAGUUGUAGUGAUUUGUUUCGGUUGUAUAAAGUUUUACUUCAAGCGUCAAAGAACCAAAUUACUUCGGUUUGAAUAAGUCAGUAAUUUCACCGACUGAAUGCUGCCUGGAAUUUGUAUUGAUUUCUGUACUUCUCCUUUUGUGGAUAACAUUGUUCGUGUAUAUGCAUGGAUACAGUCAACAUCUCAUGUGCGAUAUUAUUUUUGUGAAACGGCUUUUCACAUCAAGACCAUUAUCUCUUGUUUUAAUGUGAAAGCUGACCUCCAUUUUUUCCUUUAGGACUCUUGAGGAGAAAAAAAAAUUGCUUGUCAAAUCGAAUAACUUACAUACACCGAACCGAACCGAACCAUGAACCGGUCAUAAUGGAUCCCACACAUGUGGGCUGAUAUUCUAGUUUUGCAUAACCAAAAUAUAUGAAAUUGACAUCUCGUUUGUCAAAAUGUAGAGAAAGUUGCCAUUGUAAUUACAGUGCAGUUAGUGCGGCUUGUGUAUGCUGAGCCCCUUCACAAACAGUUCGAUUCAUAAAGCUUAAGUUGUACAGAUGCUUCAGAGACAGAGGAUGCUUUGUAUUAAAAAUUCAUCAAUGCAUUAUCUUGCUAUGCUUUCUUAAAGUUUUGAAACUGUUAUCAUUUUGAUGUACUUAAAUUGUCUGCAAUUUGAUGACGUGAAAAGCAAUAAUACAAGUCUGGUAUCUUCUAGCAGGCUAUGGGGAACUCUUUUUUAAAUAUUUUUUUAAAGAUUUUCUUGAAGUGACUCUUUUUAAUGCCACGAAAGUCUUGAAUAAUAUAUUGAGCACAAAAUACAAUGCCAUCAAACUAUUGUGAAGGGUUACGGGUUGUAACAAAUUAAGUAAAAUAGCCAUUGGCCAUUACAUAUUAUGAAUUAUAAUUUUUUGUAAAAAGCCAUGAUAGUUGACGAAACAUAUAUUUAUCCUUCAUACAGCCUUUUAUCGUUGGUUUAAUCGUAUUUAUUUCACGCUUUUGCUCAAUAUGAAAGUGAACGUAGAAUUUAGAUGUUUGAUAGAUUUCUUUGACAUUUAGAUGGUUGAGUUGCGAAUUAUUCUUGACGAAUGGUACUUUGAAUGUAUCAUAACAGAGCAAAAUCUUUAGUUGUACGAUAACCAGAAUGAAACGGGGUUCUAAUGUAUGGUAUGAAAUCUCUUCAUACAUAGUGCUGUAAAACUAGUGACUUUUGGCAUGAACAGUGCUCCUAAUACAACGUACUUUCGAGUUGUAGAAGUUGACAGUUUCAAUUUCAAUUGUAAACGGAGCUAAACAAGAAAUUAAAGCACUUACACGUGCAUUAAAGCGUCUGUUCUUGUUAACCCAACACUGCAGAGGUAGAAUAUCAACACACUCCUUUCAGUGCAUAGAAACAUUCCGAGACUGUCUUGUGUGAAUGAUGUUGCCUAACUUAAAGCACACUGCGUUCAAUUACUUCCCCGCAAUUACCCGUGGUGUCGUCGCAGGAUUCGACGGGCUUGCACAGUCUGUGGUAACAAACAAUUGCGGGUUAUCCAAGGUGCCCCAACUCCCUGAUAUCUAUACACUGGAUAGGCUGCUCAGCAGUACAUGUCACUGCCUAUGUGUGAAUUGAAGUGACCGUGCGGCCAUCUUAGGAUAUUCAGUGCAAUGGCCUCCAACUUCAGUCCAUUCACUAAAGUGCAUUCAUGCACGGCGCUAAAUCUGGUGACUUGGAAAAUGCCAUUGUAUUGAAUAACCGAAGAUGGCCGCGCAGUCGCUUCAAAUUCGCAGAGCAGAGCUGCUUAUCCAGUGUAGAGAGCAGUGGCCACAACUGGACCAAAGAGGUGACGCAACGCAUGCAAAAUGAAUUCAAAACGUCGGAAGCAAUGACAUCCAAACACACAUUCCAGACUUUCCAUCACGUAACUUAUACUUAAUUUCAACCGAGCUGUCACUCGGUUGUUAAUCGUUUACAAAGGUGUCACUUUUCCCUCGCAACGGUGCCAAUUUUGCCUUGGCAUCAUUCGACUAAGCCGCCAUGUGUUCGCAUUGUAUUGUGGGAUACUUCUCAAAUAGCCGGGUUUAAUACUUGGGCCAGGGGGGCUGAGUCACGAGAAGACGUGAGUGCCGAAAUCGAACGCAGUCAACCUUGAAUGGUAAGCGCGGGGAAAUCGAAGGCACUGUUAAUUCCUGUGCAACAGUUUCCUGACGUUGAACAACGUUCGUGGCGUCCUGGAUGAAAAAUGUACAGCCACGAUUUAUUGAAGUUUGGACGACUUGCCAACACUGAUGUUUUAAAUCUUGUCCCAACUUGCAGAAUUUGUAUUUUGUAAAGCACAUGUACAUGUACUAUACAUAGUUUUUUAAAAACAUUUUGUAAUCACCGUUCAGUGAGUCCUAUUCAGCUGCCUAUUAAGGGAAUAACAUGGUUUUAUCUUUAAGUAACAUUGCUUUGAUUUUAUGGAGAUUCUAUGUAGCGGCUGCCUCCAGUGUUAUGGAAAUGACUUGAUAUAUUUAUGCAAAUUAAAUGUAAUGUGUAUUGUAUCCCUCAAGGUUAGUGCAUGAAGUACAUGUAAAUUAAACCCACGCAGUUGAAUGUGUUUUA